Abrus precatorius (Indian licorice) is the source of this 1777-nucleotide messenger RNA. RefSeq lists its product as uncharacterized. The record is from RefSeq and is a predicted model, not a curated record. NCBI's taxonomy places the organism in Eukaryota, Viridiplantae, Streptophyta, Magnoliopsida, Fabales, Fabaceae. The coding region runs from base 92 to 1573 and encodes 493 amino acids. The transcript has a single exon.
AAUUCCGUCUUCCAGUUCAGUUUUUUUCAACCUGUCACCGUCCAUUCAAUUGGUCCUCAAACUCUGUGGUGUGCAUCGCCAUUCAACAGCCAUGGACGCAGCACCAUCAUCAUCAAUGGCACUUCCUUCAUUGUUACCCCGCAAUGCCCUUUCAAAAGUUUCCAUUUUCCAACGUUUGACAACCCCAACAACCUUAAUUCCAUCAUGGGCAUCUUCCACCAAACCCAACACCCUCACUUUGGUCUCCUCAAACCCUCUCCUCACAACCUCAAAGUUCCCAUCUUUCUUACGUUGUUCCACAAAACCAGACACAAGCGCCAACAGUGAGACACACAGCAAGCCCAAUGAUGAACCAAGUUCAGUUUCCAAGGCACAUGAAUCAGAUGAAGCAAGUGAAGCCUUUUCUUAUGGUUCUUCUUGUGCUUCAUCACCUUCAGAAUCACGAUCACAUUCUUCUUCUUCAAGAGGGUUGGUGUUUGCUUUGGGUGCUUCAAACUCUUGGGACAGUGCAGAGGUUGGAUCACCAGUGGUGAAGAGGUUUCUGAGUGAUGAAGAAGAGAGAUGGUACAUGUGGUAUCAUGGGAGGGCUAAAGGGAAACCUUCUUGUGAUUUGAUAGGGUUGGCAAUUUCAAGCAAUGGGGUUCAUUGGGAGCGUGGAGGAGGGGUUGCCAGAUCAAGUUCUGAUGUGGGUUUUGUGAUGAAUUGUGGUAAGGAUUGGUGGGCUUUUGAUACUGGUGGCAUUAGGCCUUCUGAGAUGGUGAUCAUGUCUAGUUCUAGAGUUAGAGCUUCAAGUGCUGUUUACUGGCUUUACUACACUGGCUAUGGUUCUGAUAAGGUGGAGUUUGCUGAUAACUCUUUGGAAUUCAGUUUGGAAAACCCUGAUAGUUUUUUCAAUUUCAUCAAUGAUGGCAAUGGAAAAGUUUUCAAGUCCUUGCCCGGUUUGGCUAUUAGUCAAGAUGGGAGGCAUUGGGCUAGGAUUGAAGGGGAGCAUCAUAGUGGAGCAUUGAUUGAUGUUGGGUCUGAGAAAGAGUGGGAUUCUUUGUUCAUUUCUUCACCACAAGUUGUUUACCAUGGAAAUGGUGAUCUUAGGAUGUAUUAUCAUUCAUUUGAUGUGGAAAAAGGGCAUUUUGCUAUUGGGAUUGCUAGGUCAAGGGAUGGAAUCAGGUGGGUGAAGUUAGGGAAGAUAAUGGGGGGAGGAAAGGCUGGUUGUUUUGAUGAGUUUGGAGCAAUGAAUGCGUGUGUGAUGAGGAACCGGAGUGAUGGAAACUAUGUGAUGGCAUAUGAAGGUGUUGCUGCUGAUGGGAGGAGGAGCAUUGGUAUGGCUAUAUCUCCUGAUGGGUUGAAGGAAUGGAUGAGGCUUCAAGAUGAGGCAAUUUUAAAGCCAUCGGACAAAGGCUGCUGGGAUGAUAAGGAUGUUGGAUCGCCGUGUCUGGUCAAAAUGGAUACAGAAGAAAAUGAGUGGAGGUUGUAUUAUAGAGGUGUUGGAAAUGGAGGAAGUGUUGGAAUAGGAAUGGCCAUUUCUGAAGGGAGUGAUAUUGGAAGUUUUAGAAGAUGGACAGGUUUCCAUGUAUAAAGCUAGGUGUAAGCUAUGUUUUGUUAUCAAUUUAUUUAAACAAAGCCUAAAUACACUGUCUUCAUUCUUUAUGAAUUGUAAUUUUUUUUUUGUUGAGUUUGGAUAAACUAGUUUUGUAUUUAGCCUUAUUGCUGGUUAAUACAAUUCUUGUACAGUAAGCUUUGAACUGAACUUGUCCUGAUUUUUAUUAAUAUUAACACCUUG